AUGAGUGGCCGAAGGAAAGAAAGAGAUGUCGCUAGUUGCGCCCAGGAGGGUCCAGUUGGACUGGACCAAUUCUAUACCGUGAGCAACUAUCACAAUAGUCUUCGGGAGCAAACAGGGUGUGAUCGCGAGCCGUACCCUCUCGUCGCGCCGCGCCCUAUUCGUCGAUCUAAGUCAUCUUCAUCAUCAGCGGACACUGCGUCCCAGGGCUCCGGAUCAGUAGAACAGCCCAAACCGAAGAAACAUGAACCUCAGAAGCAGGAACGGUGCGCGGAGCAGACUACGCCAAGAGUGCAGCCCAACCCCCUAUUGAGAUCGCGUACGCUACCGAAUUUCGGAGGGAAGGGUUCUAAGGAAGGGUCGAGGUGCGACACCUCGCGGCGAGCGCAUCACAUCACCAUGGCAACCGAGGAUCUGUUGCAACCCGGACACGUCGUUAAGGAGAGAUGGAAGGUGAUAAAGAAAAUCGGAGGUGGUGGUUUUGGAGAGAUCUACGAGGGUUUGGAUUUGGUCACGCAAGAACAGGUGGCACUCAAAGUGGAGUCAGCCAGGCAGGCGAAACAGGUGCUCAAGAUGGAGGUGGCUGUGUUGAAGAAGUUACAGGGCAAAGAGCACGUUUGUCGCUUCAUCGGGUGCGGACGCAACGCGCGUUUCAACUACGUUGUGAUGCAGCUGCAAGGGCGGAAUUUAGCUGAACUUAGGCGGGCCCAGCCUCGCGGUGCUUUUUCUCUAUCCACCACUCUGCGGCUCGGUCUUCAAAUAUUAAAAGCAAUUGAUUCCAUACAUUCAGUUGGCUUCCUGCAUAGAGAUAUUAAACCUAGUAACUUUAGUAUUGGUCGUCAUCCGGCCAACUGUCGCCGCGUUUAUAUGCUGGACUUUGGUCUGGCUCGCCAGUACACCACCAGCACCGGGGCUGUCAGGCCACCACGAGCUGCAGCUGGAUUUAGAGGCACAGUUCGAUACGCUUCAAUUAAUGCCCACAAGAAUAAGGAAAUGGGGAGACACGAUGAUCUCUGGUCUCUCUUUUAUAUGCUCGUGGAGUUUGUCAAUGGCCAGCUGCCGUGGAGGAAGAUAAAGGAUAAGGAACAAGUCGGUCUGAUGAAGGAGAAGUACGACCACCGUUUGCUCCUGAAGCAUUUGCCAUCUGAACUUCGUCAGUUCCUUGAGCACGUGCAGGCAUUGGAGUAUGCUGAUACACCAGACUAUGCUAUGCUGGCUGGCCUGCUGGAGCGGUGCUGCAAACGGCGUGGUAUACGCGAUACGGAUCCUUACGAUUGGGAGAAAGAUAGUGUACCGAACCGCGCGCGUGUCACGUUACAACCAACGCCUGACCUCCCUCUGCAAACGGAUCUUCCGGAUAGACCAUCCCGUCGUCGUGAACCGGAUGCUACAACUGCAGCGGGUACGGAGACUCAGAGCAACGUACGCACUUCGCCAAGACACGCCCACCUCAAUGGAUAUUCGGCGACUGUAGAGAAAGUUGAGAAAGAGAAAGAGCCUGAAGUUAAGACGACACCAGCGCCCUCUCCAGACAGACAUGUCAAGGAAUCUUCGACUUCAGCUUUAGCUAGCAACACAGCUACGCGGCCGGAGAGACAGAGUGUGCCGCCCUGCAAGCCAAGACCCAGUGCUGCAGGUUCAACGUUGGCUCGUUUACGUGUCGUGACUGCCCCGCCCACAUGCGUACAAGAACUUGCGCACGCGUCGCCAUCGAUCACAGGUGAAGCUAGUAGUCCCCGUAUAGUAGCUGACGUGGACAGUGUUCAUUCAGAUACGCACUUUAAACGAGGUGGUAGACGUGGUAGGGGUGGCACCCGCGGUGAGCAGAGCUACACCCAGUUCGCGGUGAUGGAAGACGAGAACGUCUCCGCCCUGCAACAAGUUACGAAGGGGGGAGCCCUGACGCUCGUGUCACUGUGGAAGUCCCAGUUCGACGAUUCGUCUGAAACCACAGAUAACGAGUGGAAACAUGAGCAUGCGCAGUCACCAGAACACCGUCAACGCGCCUCGGCCGUGUCAUCGUCGAGCAAGGAGCCGCGGUCUCAACUGCCCCUCACUCACACAUCGCAGCAUCAUACACACACGCAGCCAACGCAGCAAACGCAGCAAACACAACCCACGCAGCAGACGCAACCCACGCAAAUCAGCGUACUAGUGCCCAGUGUUAAGGACAUGAAGCUCUCGCCUACGAAUCAGCCGGCGGAGAAACCAGAACAGCCAGAACGCGACGCGGAAAAGGUGGAAACUGUCGAAAAGACCCGUCUGGCUCGCUGCUGUUUGCAUAGUGCCGGUGUCGAGAGAUUCCCACGCGUUGUUCCCGUUCUGCCCCGGAGUUGGUCCCUGCCCGCUAUCGGUUCCCAUGUUCGCGAUAUUCGGCCGCCGCUGCUGCAACAAGCAUCGUUCGACGAUGGAACUGGUGCUGCGCUGCGAUACCGUGUCGACGUGAUGCGCGGUGUUGCGGCGAGGUUUGAACCCCACGACCCCUCGCCGCCGAAGCUAGUCAGGCAUAAGAGUCUGCCGAGCGUAUCGCGGUCGAGUACCUCUCCACCGCCCGUAGCACCUACUCCAGCAGUAGUGGCUCCUGCACCACGUGAAUCCACUGUAUCCAGUCGCCUAGAGAUAAGAGUGAGACAGACUGACAACGCUUCGCCUUUACAUUCCGUGCGCAUUCAGUCUGUGGUUUGCGGCGCCGGCGCAGAAGGCGCUCGUGUUAACCACGAGGAGGCAUCCGUGUACUACGACGCCACAGAACAUCACCGGGACAAACGGUCGUCGACACGCAGCGCGGAGAAGAGUCACAGUCCAGCUGUCGAGAGAUCGAGACUAGAUGCUAUACAUGACAGAAGCAGUUCAGUUCGGCGCGACGCAAGCGCAGCUGGGGAUGCCUCAAGCCUUAGAGACGUAUGUAUUAUAAUUAUAAGUAAAUGCGAUAUAGAUAGAAGUUGA
This is a messenger RNA of Leptosia nina, 2943 nucleotides long. The record is from the annotation of a GenBank genome assembly. Lineage: Eukaryota; Metazoa; Arthropoda; Insecta; Lepidoptera; Pieridae.